Psilocybe cubensis is the source of this 1638-nucleotide messenger RNA. RefSeq lists its product as uncharacterized. The record is from RefSeq and is a predicted model, not a curated record. The transcript has 7 exons. NCBI's taxonomy places the organism in Eukaryota, Fungi, Basidiomycota, Agaricomycetes, Agaricales, Agrocybaceae. Gene Ontology annotation, biological process: peptidyl-serine phosphorylation; endocytosis; signal transduction. Gene Ontology annotation, molecular function: protein serine/threonine kinase activity; ATP binding. Gene Ontology annotation, cellular component: nucleus; cytoplasm. Bases 1 to 1638 code for a protein of 545 amino acids.
AUGCCAGUGGUCGAAUCUAAUGCUUCCAACUCGGAGGACUACUCUUCAGAAGGCUCUGAGACUGGAUCAGAAGGGAGCAUAGACGCCCCGCCUCCACCGAUUCCCAAAAUUGUUGCUAAUUGGUGGCUAAAUGAAAAUUUGGGAUCAGGGUACUCAGGAUCCAUUUUUAAGGCCACUCAUCUGCACACACAUCAGGUUGUCGCUCUAAAAGUGCAAUACGUAAACCAUGAAUGUCCGACCAAUCGUUAUGAACGCCAUCUAUACCCGUUACUUCAGGGUGGUGUGGGCAUGCCUAAACUCUAUGCAGCCGGUGUGCAAGGCGCAUGGGACUAUCUGGCUAUUGAUCUUUUGGGACCCAGUCUCGAUAGCCUCUAUCGCAAAAGCGGUAGAGAUACUAUGGAUCUGCGCACUGUCUGCUCAAUUGCCAUCCAGCUGAUUAAACGACUGCAAUUUAUGCACCAUCGCGGAGUCUUGCACCGAGAUAUCCAGCUGGGCAACUGUGUCAUUGGUCUCCCGCCGAACGACAAGAUCAUUUACAUGAUCGAUUUCGGAUUCUCCAAGCGCUUUAUUGACCCAUACACAGGACGACAUAUCCCUGAUAUGCCUUCACGGAGAGAUGACUUGGAAGCUGCUGCGUUGAUGUUCAUCCACCUUUUGACACCACGAGGGCUCAGCUGGACAAGGAAUGGCGUACCAAAGACAACUGAUGCACAUAAUCGCCUCAAAGCUGAGAAGCGAAAGGCCACGCCCGAACAUCUUUGCAGAGGCCUUCCUUCAGAAUUCGAAGAAUUUUUAUCGUACACACGGAGACUGGCCUUCAAAGAAACACCGGACUAUGAUCUAUGGGCGAACAAGUUUAGAGAACUAGCGAUUGAUGAAGGUUUCAAGAACCCGGAAGACUUUAUAUGGCCACCGCCGCCCAUGCCCGCUGCCUCUGCGAAGACGAUCAACACGCCCCUUAGGAUGAGGACACCUGCGAUUCCUCGGGAUGAGAUGGCCGACAUCCUCAACAACCUUACAAAUCUCAAUCUGGGGGCACAGCCCAUAUUAGGUGACCGGACGAACAUCCAGGAGGCCCUUCGAAGAGCGAAAGAGGAUGCUCAAUUUGACUCGACAACAGAGUUAGAGAAACAAAGGACGCAGUCAAAAGAUACGAUUGUGAUCAGCAGUGAUUCGGAAAGCGGGCCUGCGCCUAUACGCUACCAGGCGCCCAAGGCGCUUCGACUCAACCAACUAGCAAGGCGGGGGUUGAAUGCGACCGACAAUGCAGCGCUGUCGAAGCUGGUGAAGGAGUUUGUGGAUGUACUGCAGAUGAAUAGCUCGAGGACAUUGACAAGGGAGGCAUUUACAUUUUUGGAUGUGUUGUAUAAACAGCUGGACGAUCCUUCAGUAUUUGUGACGCCGCAAAGACACCAGUCGUUCAAUGAGCAGGUGCCCGAGAAGGAGCCAGCCCAUGUUAAAUUGGGAGUUGUUGCGCGACUAAGGCGGGAAGUGAUGUUGGUUCAAAGCAACAAAGCGCUGGCCGCUCUCGUUGCUGAUUUUGCCAAAGUUACGAACAAGAGCACUGGCCGGACAGUAACCAAGGACGGAUUCGCAUUUCUUGAAGGUUUGUCGGAGCGAUUGAAAGCGCUUCAAUGA